Scylla paramamosain (green mud crab) is the source of this 1463-nucleotide messenger RNA. Its product is annotated as glutamate receptor ionotropic, kainate 1-like. NCBI's taxonomy places the organism in Eukaryota, Metazoa, Arthropoda, Malacostraca, Decapoda, Portunidae. The record is from RefSeq and is a predicted model, not a curated record. Gene Ontology annotation, molecular function: ligand-gated monoatomic ion channel activity. Bases 227 to 1240 code for a protein of 337 amino acids. The transcript is spliced from 9 exons. Gene Ontology annotation, cellular component: membrane.
GGGGGGAUGGCGGGAGCACAAAUCGCCGGCGUGACUCCCCGCGUUGGCUGAGGUCGCUGGCACUGAUUGGCUUAAGUAUUUCUAGGCAAUGUGUUCCACCAAUCCGCGCCUUGUGAAGCGGAAAAGUGGGGAGAGGAGAGGUGAACAUAAUACAGUGGAUUUCGUGACUCCUGCGGCAGUCAGGCUCCUGUCUCCAAGCGGCGGUGUCUGAGCGGCGGCACUAGGCAUGGCGACACACGCCCAGCCCGCGUGCCUCAAGGUGCUCAUGAGAGAGGUGUACACGCUCGCCUACAUCUCCGGCACGCCCGGCAACUACCAGUUCAGCGGCCCCAUCGUGAUCAUCCUGGAGAUCCUCAGGGACCACCUCGGCGUCUGUUUAGACUUCGUCGUAACAGAAGAGCAAGUGUACGGCGUCUCCUUGCGCAACGGCUCCUGGACUGGAAUGAUGGGCAUGGUGCAGCGACACGAGGUGGAUUUCAGUGGCAUUGUGUUCACGAUGAAUUACGACUCGCUGAAGGCUGUGGAAUUCAGCGAGUCGAUCGACACAGACGAGAUGACGGCAAUGUACAUCCGACCCCGCGUGUCGCCCAACAUGAUGGGCUUCGUCAUGCCCUACACCGCCUCGGUGUGGUUGUUCGUGAUGGCGGCGUGUGUGGUGCUGAUCGGAGUCAUCAUGGUCACUGUCAGGUUUCAAAGGAAGUUUAGCUCGACUCAUCUACCUCACCACUCAUCUGAGCCAACCACUCGGCGGAGCGUUGGCUCAUCUGACAUGAUCCCGGAGCAAAGCAAGACCAGACGACUGCCCUCAGGUGCCGCGGCGCCGGACGGUGAUGUCUCGAUCUCUUCAGGGGAAGAGGACAAAGCAGUGUUGACAGGAGCGGACAGAGACUGGCUUUGGAGUCUUGAAAAGUCUCUUCUGUGGACGUGGUCAACACUGAUAGCUCACAGCGUGCCGUGGCAGCCCGUGGGGGGCCUGGUGCGUUGCGUGACGGCCAUGUGGCUCCUGGCUGCCUUCAUCCUGGGUAACGUGUAUCGCUCCAACCUGAAGGCCAUGCUCACCAUCCCCAGGAUCAACAUUCCCUUCGACAGCGUGGACGAGCUGGCGGACUCCGACGUACCCACCGCCAUUCUCAGAGGUUCCAAGAUCCACCGGCAGAUACUGUAUCCUGAGGCUGAAGGAGUGCGGCCUGCUGGCGAAGAUAAUGACCAAGGGCUAUGUGAACGCCACGGAGUGCCUUAAGCCACUCACCUCGAUGGUCGCUCCCUCACACCGACCGCUGCAGCUUCUGGACUUCUACGGCAUCUUUGCUGUCUAUGUUGCUGGAGUGACUUUGGCUGCCAUGGCAUUCCUGUGGGAGAUGACCAGGGGCUGCGGCGGGACGAGGCGCGGCGCAGCGGAGCCAGGCCUUUGGGCACCGAGUCUGCCAGCCCGCAGGAUCAUAUCGCUACCCCGACUUGCCUGA